AUGCCGCCCACGGUGACUGAGGACGCUGCCAAGGCGGCAGAACCCACCACUCGUCGCAAGCACAAGCGCGACCCGCGCUACAAGACGGUCCUCUGCAAGAACUUUCUGGCCGCGAACAAGUGCCCUUACGGCAAAAAGUGCCAGUUUGCGCAUGGUGACCACGAGCUCCGGCAGCGCCCCGAACUUCCCGAGCGCAGCAAGGCGAAGCAAUCACAGCUCGAUAUUCUGGUGCCCCUUCCCGAGGAGCCCGAGUCAGCGCCUGGCUCAUUCCUGCGUGCGCCAGCGUCCAAUGCAGAGGAGGGUCGUGGCUCCAUCGACAGCCUCCUGCAGCUCGAAGCCGACAAGGCCGCGGCGGUCCAGGCGGAGGACUACGACACCGCGUCGCGUCUCAAGCGACAGAUCGAUGCAAUCAAGCUCAACGCGGAGUCGCCCCGACCCACCUCGCCUGUGGUGGAUGUGGGCCAGCUCUCGUUGACCGAGCGCAUUCUCCUCGCCGAGGGCGCUCUCGGUGGCUCCUCGGCGGCGAAGGAGCCCACGCCCGACAGCACUGAGGUUGGACUUCAGGUCAACCGCACGACUGGAAGGGUCGAGGUCGGAGCCAUCUCGCGCAAGGCUUCCUUCAACACUAUGUCGGUCCGCAGGCAGCUCUCGCUCGUGCUCGAUCACGGCGACGACGCCGAUGAGAACCGCGUGCCCUCCGACGCGGAGCGAUCGGCUGCGGAUUCGCACUCGCUAUUUGGUCGCCGCUCAAUCGCCCGCAUGACGAUGGGAGCUGCUUGCUGA
Molecule: messenger RNA, 783 nt
Organism: Emiliania huxleyi CCMP1516
Lineage: Eukaryota; Haptophyta; Isochrysidales; Noelaerhabdaceae
Exons: 1
Coding region: 1-783 (260 amino acids)
Molecular function (GO): mRNA binding; metal ion binding
Source: RefSeq, a predicted model, not a curated record